Molecule: messenger RNA, 504 nt
Organism: Panicum virgatum (switchgrass)
Lineage: Eukaryota; Viridiplantae; Streptophyta; Magnoliopsida; Poales; Poaceae
Product: putative serpin-Z8
Exons: 2
Coding region: 1-504 (167 amino acids)
Molecular function (GO): serine-type endopeptidase inhibitor activity
Source: RefSeq, a predicted model, not a curated record
AUGGUGCUUCACGAAAACUCCAUUUCGAUUGGUCCUGACACCCGCGACGGCCUGCAGAGCCUACUUGAGGAGAUCACCUCAUCGCCGAAGUUCCUGCUCAACCACCUGCCUCUCAUGUUGGUCCCUGUCAAUGAGUUCCGGCUGCCACGGUUCAAGCUGAACUUUGGCGGUAGCAUCGUUGAAGACCUCAAGAGCUUGGGCCUAAUCUUACCGUUCGACCCAUUAACAGCGAGUGUGUCAGAGAUCACGGAGGUUGACACUACUGAUGAUGGGCAAAUAUACGUGAGUGAGGUCAUCCACAAGGCGGUGGUCGAUGUGAAUGAGGAGGGCUGUGAGGCAGCUGCCGCCACCGAGUCCGAUGACGACAUGGGGUUCUCGUUGGACUAUGAGCCGUCCAAGCUGGUGGACUUUGUCGCCGACCACCCAUUUGCAUUCUUCAUCAUCGAGGAGACAUCAGGCACCGUCGUAUUUGCAGGGCAUGUCCUCGACCCAUCUAGGGAGUAG